Messenger RNA from Labrus mixtus (cuckoo wrasse), 4156 nucleotides. RefSeq names its product nidogen 1a (gene nid1a). Lineage: Eukaryota; Metazoa; Chordata; Actinopteri; Labriformes; Labridae. The record is from RefSeq and is a predicted model, not a curated record. Gene Ontology annotation, molecular function: calcium ion binding. The transcript is spliced from 20 exons. Gene Ontology annotation, biological process: cell-matrix adhesion. The coding region runs from base 150 to 3752 and encodes 1200 amino acids.
GAGCUACUCUGAAAGCUGCGCUCCGCUCAGCUCCGCCCCGCGGCUCCAAACUCUGCCUGAACUUUCUCUGUCGGAGCCUGCGCGUCACUCUGCGCUGACCCGACCCGGACAGACCACAGGACUGCUCGACUGCUCCUCAUACACGAACAAUGGGUUGGCAGGAGCGAGGUUGGCUCGCCUGUGCCACUUUUCUCGGAUUCGUGGCGUUGGCGCGGAGCGUGACGCGGGAGCAGCUUUUCCCGUACGGUCCGAGCGCAGGAGAUCAGACCCUGGAGGCAGGGACCGACCAGACGCACAGACUCGACCUGGACAGUCCUAUGCUGUUUUACGAUGGGACUUUCGACAGCAUCUUUAUCAACACCAAUGGUUUUGUUGCCACAUCAGAGCCAACAGGCGAGUCGACAUAUCUUGGCAAAAUGCCUCCAAAGUUCGGCAUGAUCGCAGCUCUGCAGGGAGACCUGGACACGAGCGACGGAGUGGGGAAAGUUUUCUUCCGUCAAGACUCCAGUCCUGCCGCUCUGUCUCGAGCCGCCAACACCAUCAACAAUGCCUUCCCUGAAGAUGCCGAGGUCCAUCCCACCAAUGUCAUGGUCAUCACCUGGUAUGAUGUGGCCACACCUGGUCCUCAGGGCAGGGGAGAUGGGACUGUAAAGAGAAACACCUUUCAGCUGGUGAUUGCUACCCUGGAGACGUUCUCGUAUGCUAUCGUGAUGUACACUCGGGACGGGAUACAGUUUGUCUCAACGCCUGCAGAUCGUGGUGUCAUCAUGCAUGCUGGCUUCAGUAAGGGUUUGGUCCGGGGUUUCCUGUUUUCCAGUCAGGGGCAGUACUAUCGCACUACCACUGAUGAGGAGGCGUCUGUCAGAGCUUUAGCAGAGGAGACUAACUCCGGCAUCCGGGGGGUCUGGGUCUAUGAGAUCGGGACUUCUCCUUAUUUUACUAACGUGGCUCCGGGUGAGGUCACUGACCUUCCCUCUGAGGACACACUACAGGGGGCCCCUGAGGGCCACGAGCGGGCCACUGAUACAAGGAGGCCCGUUUACGCCAACGGACAGGAAGUAGAAUACGGUCGUUACGACGGAGGGCAGAUCCAAGUCCACCCAGUUCAGUACCAGCCCCGGCAGCCUGAGAAUCCAGAGGUGGUGGUGAUAGACGACACCGAUAUAAACGUAGACGUGUUCUCCUACAACCUGGGGACUUGUGCAAACAACAGAAAUAAAUGCUCCCAGUUUGCUGACUGCAAAGAUUACUCCAGUGGAUACUGCUGCCACUGCAGACCGGGUUUCUAUGGCAACGGGAUACAGUGUGUGGCCGAGGGAAAGCCGCAGAGGAUGAACGGUAAAAUGCACGGGAAAGUGUACGUGGGAAGCUCUCCCUCUCCAGUGGAGUUCAACAGCAACGAUCUGCACUCGUACGUUGUGGUAAAUGAUGGUCGUUCAUAUGUGGCGAUCAGCGACAUCCCGCACACCCUCGGGCCCUCGCUGCAGCCCUUGUCCGCCCUCGGGGGUGUGAUUGGGUGGGCGUUUGCUCUGGAGCAGCCUGGCUUUAAGAAUGGCUUCAGUAUCAUAGGGGGCGAGUUCACACGGCAGGCUGAGGUGACCUUUCUACCGGGGAAUGAGAAGCUGACCAUCACGCAGCAGUUCAAAGGCAUCGACGAGCACGACCACCUGGUGGUGAGCACCACCGUGGAGGGUCGGGUCCCUGAGGUGCCGCGUGGCUCCUCUGUGAAAAUCGACCCUUACUCUGAGAUCUACCAGUACAGCAACAACCUGAUCACCUCCUCCUCCACGCGGGACUACGUGGUCAGCCUCCCCGACGGUGCCACUGACACCAGGACAUUCCAGUGGCGUCAGACCAUCACCUUCCAGAGCUGCCAGCACGGCGAGGCUUUGAGAGAUGUCAAGCCCACUCAGAUGCUCAGCGUGGACCAGGUCUUUGUUAUGUUCGACCCCAAUAAUGAACUCAUCCGGUUCGCCAUGAGCAACAAGAUCGGGGACGUGAACGGAGGGCAGCCGGAGGAGAACCCGUGUUUCACUGGGAGACACGGGUGUGACACAAACGCUGUGUGUCGACCCGGAGACGGGACGCAGCUCACCUGUCAGUGUGCUGCCGGCUUCAACGGGGAUGGACGCACAUGUUAUGACAUCGAUGAGUGCGGAGAGAAUCCUCAGAUCUGCGGCUCCCACGCUAUCUGCAAUAACCAGCCCGGGACCUUCCGCUGCGAGUGUGAGGAUGGUUAUCAGUUCGGCAGCGAUGGGCAGACCUGUGAGGAGGUGAACCGACCCGUGGACGCCUGUGAUGCAGGCACCCACACCUGUGAUGUUCCUGAGCGCGCUCAGUGCAGCUACACGGGGGGCUCGUCCUACAUCUGCUCCUGCCUGCCCGGCUUCAUCGGAGACGGCAAAGUGUGCCGAGACAUCGAUGAAUGUCAGCCGAGUAGGUGCCAUCCGGACGCCGCGUGUUACAACAACCAGGGGUCAUUUACCUGCCAGUGCAGGCAGGGUUACUAUGGCGACGGCUUAUACUGCUCUCAAGAAAGGACCAGAACACCGUGUGAGACUCACAGAGACAGUGUGCUCGGUGGGGGGCCUGGUCCUCGCGGCCCCCGUCCUCAUGUUGGACAGUACAUCCCAACAUGUGAUGAGGACGGACGCUAUGAAGCCAUGCAGUGUCAUGGCAGCACGGGGCACUGCUGGUGUGUGGACCGGAACGGACAGGAGAUCCCCGGAAGCCGCUCUGGAACGGGCAGCAGGCCGAUGUGUAUUGACCACGGUGGUGUGCCACCACCUGUUGGCCCCACCCCUCGACCUGAUGUCCACCCCCUGCCUCCAGGAACACAUCUGCUAUACGCCCAGAGUGGCAGGAUAGAGCACGUCCCGCUGGAAGGUCACGAUAUGAAAAAGGACGCCGCCAAACCUGUCCUCCAUCUCCCUGAGAAGGUCAUCAUCGGAGUGGCGUAUGACUGUGUGGAGAAAAUGGUCUACUGGACUGAAAUCCCAUCUCCCUGCAUCAGCAAGGCCAGCAUCCAGGGAGGAGAGCCCACCGCUGUCAUAAGUUCAGAUUUGGACAGCCCAGAAGGCAUUGCCAUCGACCACCUGGGACGCACUUUCUUCUGGACGGACUCUGUGAAGGAUCGUAUCGAGGUGGCCUCUUUGGACGGGUCUAAACGCCGAGUCAUCAUAGACACUGAUCUCGUCAACCCACGAGCCAUCAUCACCGACCCCCCCAAUGGAAACCUUUACUGGAGCGACUGGAACCGAGAUGCUCCAAAGAUCGAGACGUCCUACAUGGACGGGUCCAACAGAAGGGUUCUGGUGAAAGACGACCUGGGCCUCCCAAACGGGCUCACGUUGGACUCCCAGAGCUCUCUGCUGUGCUGGGCCGACGCAGGCACACACAAGAUGGAGUGCAUGAAUCCAGGCCAGGGCGACCGCAGACAGGUGCUGGAGGGGGUCCAGUACCCGUUUGGAAUCACGUCUUUUGGGAAGAACAUCUACUACACGGACUGGAGGAGGGAUGCUGUGGUCGUGGUGGAUCUGAACUCUGGCAGAGAGUUAGACGACUUCCAGCCUCAGAAACGGACCAAACUGUAUGGCAUCACCACGGCGUACGCCACGUGUCCGUCAGGUCAGAACUUCUGCUCUGUGAAUAACGGCGGCUGCAGCGACCUCUGCUUGGCCACGCCCAACGGCCGCUCCUGCAGGUGUCCUCACAACGCGGUGGGCUGCGUGGAGCGGGACGGCGGCUUCUAAAAGAUGGCAGCUGCCCACAGAGAGUCGACACUGUUUGGAUGUUUGACCACAUUUCACACACACGCUUUACUGUCCGCCAUAUUGACACAGCAGACGUUUCCCUCGAACGCCAUGCUCAAGGCAGGAAGAUCGAACGCCUUUAUAAAUGUCAUGAAUUAAAGUUUUAUAGUUGUAUUUAUGAAGGAGUGUGAUGUCAGAGGAAAAUGGCGGCUGUGGGAAUGUGGUGGCGAGCUGCUGGAAAGCGGAGGUGAACUUCCUGCGGGCUUUUCGUAUCUACAUUUAUAAAGUCACGGAACUGUAAAUAUAAACACUUUGAUUUUGUUCUUUUCCUGAGUGCACAUAACCCGAGAAUAAAGCUCAAGGGAUGCAAACUUUAAUGUGAAAAUCCUCAUCGUAAAGCAUGA